Molecule: messenger RNA, 990 nt
Organism: Syngnathus typhle (broad-nosed pipefish)
Lineage: Eukaryota; Metazoa; Chordata; Actinopteri; Syngnathiformes; Syngnathidae
Product: L-serine dehydratase/L-threonine deaminase-like
Exons: 7
Biological process (GO): L-threonine catabolic process; L-serine catabolic process
Molecular function (GO): L-serine ammonia-lyase activity; threonine deaminase activity; pyridoxal phosphate binding
Source: RefSeq, a predicted model, not a curated record
AUGAAGACCCAACAGCCACUUCAUGUGGUCACCCCGGUUAGGGAAAGCCUCGCCUUGACAAAAGUGGCACAAACCCCAGUUUACAUUAAAUUGGACUCGUCCCAGCCUACGGGCUCCUUUAAGAUCAGGGGCAUCGGACACCUAUGCAAAACUUGGGCUGAGCGAGGAUGCGAAAGGUUUGUCUGCUGUUCAGGAGGAAACGCAGGCAUGGCUGCGGCCUAUUCAACCCGCAAGUUGGGAGUACCUGCAACCAUCGUGGUGCCCAGUGUCACACCAAAACCAACAGUGGAUCGUCUUCGGGACGAGGGAGCUACAGUGGUCAUCCAUGGGAAGGCUCUUAAUGAAAGUAUCGAGUAUGGAGAGCAACUUGUGGCUAACAACCCAGGCUGGAUCUUCAUCUCUCCCUUUGAUGACCCCCUCAUCUGGUGAGUCUUGACGUCAAUGUCGGGCCACACAUCUCUCGUGCAAGAAUUGGAACAAGGCAUGAAGGAGAAGCCAGGCGCCAUCGUGCUGUCAGUGGGAGGCGGCGGGCUGUUGAAUGGGGUAGUGGAGGGCCUGCAGCGUGCCGGCUGGGCAGAUGUGCCCAUCGUUGCCAUGGAGACCAUAGGAGCUCACAGCCUCAAUGCAGCCGUGAAGGCAGGGGAGCUUGUCACUUUACCUGACAUCACCAGUGUUGCCACCACACUAGUCCUUACGAGGAUCUCUGCACAGACGCUUAAACUGGUGCAGGAGCAUAAAGCGUUCUCAGAAAUAAUCACAGACCAGGAGGCCGUAAAGGCUGUGGAGCGCUUUGUAGAUGAUGAGAAGAUUCUGGUGGAGCCCGCCUGUGGUGCUGCGCUCGCCGCUGUGUACAGUGAUGUCAUCAAAAGGCUGCAGGAUGAGGGCAAGCUGGAGAGGCAGUUAGGCCCCGUGGUCCUUGUUGUGUGCGGAGGCAACAACAUCACCAUGGAACAGCUACAGAGGUUGAAAAACCAACUUGGUAUUCUCUAG